Verruconis gallopava is the source of this 3632-nucleotide messenger RNA. RefSeq lists its product as uncharacterized. The record is from RefSeq and is a predicted model, not a curated record. Bases 268 to 831 code for a protein of 187 amino acids. Gene Ontology annotation, cellular component: nuclear pore central transport channel. The transcript is spliced from 2 exons. Lineage: Eukaryota; Fungi; Ascomycota; Dothideomycetes; Venturiales; Sympoventuriaceae. Gene Ontology annotation, biological process: protein import into nucleus.
GCUGUGGGGUUGCUCAUUGUUCCAUGGACGUGGACGAGGGCGACAGCGAGUCUGAUGCUCUCUUUUCUGCCCGGCCGGAGUGGACGACGGUGUCGUUGCCUGGCCUUUGCGACCUCCGAUUUGACUGCCAGACGACAUUUGACGGGUCUCGUCCGUCUCCACUUUUCGAGCCACGCCGCGUCCCAAGAGAGUGAGCGCAGUUUCUCAUCAUUCCAACCUCUUGCGAGUCUCUCGGCGUCCAGAAAAUAGCUCCACCGGUCCUUAGCCAUGGCCGCAAGCGCGAAUGCCAGUCACGACUUCACCAAGGCAUCGACAGAAGCGACAACAAGCUUCGUCGACGCCUACUACACGGCCCUGUCCAGCGCGCGAGACAGCAUAAACUCAUACUACGCGCCCGCCCAGGCAACCGCGGACGGUUCCACCAUCCCCGACAUCCUGUGGAACGGCACCAGCUUUGCCGAUGGCGACGCCGUCCAAAAGCUCUUCGUAGACGAAAUGCCCGCCCAUGUGUUUUUUGACGUUCACGCCGUCGACUGCCAGAUCCUGAAUCCAAAGUACAGCACAGACCCCAAGAUGAAGCCGGACAAGAACUUUUCCAUGCUGGUCACGACGAGCGGGCAUCUGCGCCUCGAGGAUCGGAAGACGGGACCGCUCAAGGACUUCAGCGAGACGUUCGUCCUGGUCCCGAACGUGGAGAAGGCGCUGACCGGCGGGGGGAAAGGCGCGGCCAGCCGGAAGCGAGACUGGCUCAUCCAGCUGCAGAACUUUCGAUACGUCCACCAUCACCAUCCGAGCUUGAUCGAGGGACAGGUGGCCAUGGAAAUGGAGUAAAGGCCCCUGAGUUUGCCGGGAUUUGCCCAACGCAGCACUCCGCGCGACGCUGCAUGCACGGCUGUCUGAUCACCAAACGCGGACUGCCCUCUUUGGCAACGGGCUAAUGUCAGAAGCCACCAGUCAGUCAUGCACAAUCGCCAGCGGAGAGCCGUUGAGUGAGAACAAUCUCCAGCCCUUUCGUCGUACUUACGGGACUCAGUCAACGAUAAGACAGGUAAUAACAAUUUCAGCUUACAUUGAAGUCAGUCCUGGAAACAUGCUUAAAGUACAAAAGGUGAGCCACCAGCACCGGACGUCACAAAGCAGAGUUUCAUCAAAGCAAGCGCCGUGCUAAAUACAACCCAAGUAGAAGAUUCUUCCACUCAUUCGCAGGCCGUCAAAAAUGACAUACAAUAACAAAUCGUUUUCAUCUUCAUGUACAUCAGAAUCCUGUUCAUCAGAUCUUUCAGACGAUAGGUCGAUCGGCUUCCAGAAGCAGCAGACGCGCCACGAGGCGGUCAAAAAAUACGGUAAUGUCGCCACCGCUGGUCUCCAGCGAUUCCUUGCUUCUCUCUUGCAGGUACGAUUUGGAUUGAAGGAUAGCUUCCCUCAACCGUAAAAUCACAGUUUCGCCGGCUGUGAAGGCCGAUGGCGCAUUACGACUCGUCCAUAUUUGCCCGCCGUCAACCAAGCUGAGAAGUCUUUCUCUGUGGGUCGUGCCGCAGCAGUUCUUGUAAAAUUCCAGGAGAUCGACCAUGCCGUCGAUCUCAUCCUCAACAUUUGGAGACGAGUUCGUGCCUCCGUCUUGGAUCGAAUGGAACGCGUCCUUGUGCGUCUUGUGCUGUAGGCUCUCGAUGGACAUGAGGAGCACAAGGAAUGUACACGUGAUCAAGGGAAAUCGACUGCUGUUUUUGUUCAGGCAUUCGAUCUCAAGCUUUGACAACACCUCUUUCAUAUACUCUGAGGCAAGUUUGGAGAAGACCUCUCCGAGCUGGCCGCGGAUGUAACAUGGUACAACGUCUUGCUCGCGGACAUCGAUCGAGAAGAAGUAGUUCAAGAUUCGACGGGUAUUUUCGCUCGGCGAAACCCGAGUGUCGCCCCCGAUGUGGAUCAAAUUGAGAAGCUUGAACGCCUGGCCCAGCAGCUUCUUUGCUGGUCUCUGCUCUUCUCGGUUAGUGGGGCAGACUACGAGCACCGUAUCGUGCGACUCACGUUCUCAUUGCUCUCGCUGAGCUUGAGGUAGAAUUCAUAAAUAUGCUUGAGCACUACCAGGGGACUCUUAUAUACGGGAAAAUGGGUAAAGUUAGCUGGACUAUCGAUUAGCCUCGUCAGAUGUUCGUCCACGGCAGACUUGAGCUCAGACGUGUUUGUCAAAAGCGCAGGAAAUACCCAUUCCUUCUUCUCCGUGCGCUCGGCAUGGUUCAUGUGGUGCUCAGGCCACUUGUAGUGCACAUGUUCGUGAAUCAGCUCGCAUGAGAAUUUCGAGCAAUUGAGCGAGCUAACAACCUGCGCUGGCCAGGGGAACGGUUCUCCAAAGCCAAGGGUCAGGUAGAUUGUGAAAUCGCUGUCGGGAAAAGUGCGAAAGUUGACGCCAAAGUCGGUUCCCAACGCUCGCUUCCGAGGAAAGAUAUGGCCUUGAAGGAAUUUGUCGGCGAUGUCUUCGAGCUGCUGACCACGGCAUGGGUGAUGGAUCAGAUUCUGCUUGUAAUAGUUGAUGCACUGCCUGCAUGGGAUGCCCGGAUCGCACUGGGGAUUGUCAACUGCGUCCCUUAUUACUUCGCGAAGGUGCUCGAUUCUCACCUUUGCCUUUCGAGAACGGCAGCUUUGGCAAGCCUUCACAUUCCGCAUGUACGCUGUGGACCGGCGCUGGGCCUCGUUGAGCGGGCCGGUACGUCCACGAGGACGUUUCCCGCCGGAGGUCAUGGCCGGGGUCAAGCGAUGCGUGUUUUCAGCGGCACUGUACUGGAUCAUGCUUAAUGGCGACGUGCUUGUCAUUCCUCUGCUGCCGGAGACGGGCUGCUUGGAGAACUGAAUCGGCUCUUCAAAGGUCGUGUUGCAAGGGGUGGCAUUCUCGCCCACGCUCUCUACUUGCGAUGUGGAAGUGUGUGAGCUGGCCCAGCUUCCAUGGCUGUAAAACGAAGUAUCAACUGUGCUGGUGGGGCUUAAGAAGUGAUAUUGAGCCUCACUCGGCUUUGUUGGAAUGUUGACUGGGUUAGAGCCAGGGUAUGCAGUGUUCUGGAGCACGGGAGAGCUAUUCCACGCGGCGUAGUCUACCAUGGAAGUCGCGGGGUCUUUGAAUUGGGAAUUGAAGGGAUGGCAAGGCAAAGACAAGGCCUGCGACACUGUCCAGUCGUGAGAGAUGUCUAGCAUCUCGGAGCUGGACAAUGGAAUGGAUUGUGGACGAUACAAGAUGAAGUCCGGGGAGGCGGACCGAUGAUCAUAUGAUUGGACUCCAUACUGCAGCUGCUGGUACAAAUCAUUGUUGGGUACAUCUGCGUACUGCAGUCCCCGAACAUGGUCGAGACCAAAUAACAAUUGCUCUUGAGCUACAUAGUCAUCGGCGUUGAAAGUUUGGUCCAUAAAUGGGGCUUCCAGCACACAUCAGCACGCGAAGAUUGCGGAGUCGAGGUGGAUGACGCACAUCUGUCCUUCAAAAGCCGAGGGGCUGCUGCCGGUUCAACUGACAAGAGAAGACGACCAGGCUGCACGCUCGAAACAGAGCAGCGCGAGAAUUGAAGGGCGCGUUCGAAUGCUGGUCAGAAGUACGGCGGUAAGAAAUCGAAGUUGAGAGUAGCAAAAGAAAAAAAAAAAAAAAAAAA